Messenger RNA from Solanum verrucosum, 1889 nucleotides. Its product is annotated as receptor kinase-like protein Xa21. Gene Ontology annotation, biological process: protein phosphorylation. NCBI's taxonomy places the organism in Eukaryota, Viridiplantae, Streptophyta, Magnoliopsida, Solanales, Solanaceae. Gene Ontology annotation, molecular function: protein binding; ATP binding; protein kinase activity. The transcript has 3 exons. Bases 106 to 1818 code for a protein of 570 amino acids. The record is from RefSeq and is a predicted model, not a curated record.
CUGAAAGGCCCCAUUCCUGGAGAAAUUGGUAAUCUUACCGGUGCGAUAAGGAUAAAUUUUUCACAAAAUGAUUUGACUGGACAUAUUCCAAAAACUAUCCAAGGCAUGCUGAACCUUCAAGAAUUUUACCUAGAGAGCAACAAGAUAGAAGGAAUCAUACCAGAUUCUAUCUGCAAUUUAAAGAAUCUUGGAGCAUUAUACUUGUCAGGUAAUCAAUUUUCUGGUCGCGUGCCACCUUGCUUAGGAAAAGUUACCAGUAUGAGAUAUCUUUAUCUAGCAGAUAACAUGCUUAAUUCGAGUUUACCCGAAAGCUUGGGGAGCCUUCCUGAUCUCAUAGAGUUCAAUUUUUCAUCCAAUUUAUUGCAUGGCAAAAUUCCUAUUGAGAUUGGAAAUUUAAAGGCUGCAACACUCAUUGAUCUGUCAAAAAAUGAUUUUUUUGGUAUGAUCCCUAGCACUCUAGAGGGUCUGGAUAGAUUGAUUAGUCUUUCUCUAGCACAUAAUAAAUUAGAUGGGCCUAUUCCAGAUUCAUUUAGAAAAAUGCUGGCCUUGGAAUACUUGGAUUUGUCCAGUAACAAUCUUAGUGGUGAAAUCCCGAAGUCAUUAGAAGCUCUUGUGUAUCUCAAAUACUUGAACUUCUCAUUUAAUGAAUUCAGUGGAGAAAUUCCCACGGGUGGUCCUUUUGCAAAUGCCACAGAUCAAUCUUUCUUGUCCAAUUAUGGGCUCUGUGGUGAUUCUAAGUUUCAUGUUUCACCAUGUGUCAUCAGAUCUCCCAAGAGGUCAAAGAAAAAAAAGGCAAUAUUGGUUUUGGGAGUGGGUAUGCUAUUUCUUGCAUUAGCCCUCGCAUAUGUAUUUUUAAGAUGGAGAAAGAUAAAGAAGAAUGCAGAUCAAGCAGAUGUCUUUCCGGUAAAAGGGAAACAUGAAAGAAUUUCUUACUAUGAACUUGAACAAGCAACAGAAGGAUUCGACGAAAGCAACUUGCUUGGUAGUGGGAGUUUCAGCAAGGUUUUCAAAGGGAUACUUAAGGAUGGUACUCUUUUGGCAGCAAAGGUAUUCAAUGUGCAAUUGGAGGGUGCAUUCAAAAGUUUUGAUACAGAAUGUGAGAUGUUGCGCAACCUCCGCCAUCGAAAUCUUACAAAAGUGAUCACCAGCUGCUCCAACCCUCACUUCAAAUCCUUGGUAUUAGAAUACAUGCCGAAUGGGACACUUGAAAAAUGGCUAUACAAUCACAACUUAUUCUUAGACAUGUUGCAGAGAUUAAGUAUAAUGAUAGAUGUUGCAUCUGCAAUAGACUAUCUCCACAAUGGCUAUUCAACUCCUGUGGUGCAUUGUGACUUGAAACCAAGCAAUGUCUUGCUAGAUCACGAAAUGGUUGGUCAUGUCAGCGAUUUUGGCAUUGCAAAAUUGUUAGGUGCAGGGGAAGAUUUUGUUCAAACAAGGACAAUAGCAACCAUUGGAUAUAUUGCUCCAGAAUAUGGACAAGAUGGAAUAGUUUCCACAAGCUGUGAUGUUUAUAGUUUUGGCAUCGUGAUGAUGGAGACGUUCACAAGAAGGAGACCAAGUGAUGAAAUAUUUACCGGAGAAAUGAAUAUACGAUGUUGGAUUAAUGAUUCUUUUCCGAGUGGUAUUCAUAAGGUGGUGGAUUCUAAUUUGAUACAGCCAGGGGAUGAACAAAUCGAUGCAAAGAUGCAUUGUUUGUCAUCUAUCAUGAAAUUAGCUUUGAGUUGCACUGUAGUGACACCUGAUGCAAGAAUUAGCAUGGAAGAUGCUCUUUCAACACUCGAAAAGAUCAGACUCCAGUUUGUCAAUAGUCUCCGCUAGGUAGAAUUAGACUGUUGUGUUUUACUGAGUGUGAAAAAUUAAGGUGAAAGUUCAGGUAGUCAGCCAACUAA